Molecule: messenger RNA, 1452 nt
Organism: Penicillium hordei
Lineage: Eukaryota; Fungi; Ascomycota; Eurotiomycetes; Eurotiales; Aspergillaceae
Exons: 8
Coding region: 1-1452 (483 amino acids)
Source: RefSeq, a predicted model, not a curated record
AUGGAGGCUUGCAAUUUGAGCUCCAGCAGCAAUUUCCGAGCCCAGCGUGUGCAGUCAUACCUGGCCUCCGAAUUUGACGGUGAUUCGAUUGCAGGAACCCUGGUCAGGUCUAAGCAAACCCCCACGGAUGUCAGCGAGAUUAAUAGGAGACAAUGCCGUGAGGAUCCAGAGGCACACAGCGAGUGCUCGCAGGCCUUGAAUCCAAGAGACAGACCCCAGAAAGAAUAUUACAUGCCUCAAACUAUUCCUAUUACCUCGGCUUCGGAAUCUCAACCUCAAUCCCCACCAUUGGUCUCUAACCAAGAACAACAUAGUAACCUCAAACCACUCCCAUACCAGACCAGACCACCAGGACUGCAAACCCCCACCAAUAAAGAACGGGCCACACACCCGCACGAACAACUCCUCAGCGCCCCCAAUACAACGAACGAGGGAGAUUCCUGCUCCGUGGAUCAGUCCCGUAUUUGUGACCAUAUGCCCUGUCCGAUUAUCGAUGUAAACCCGACACACUUCGGACCCCGGGCGGACUUGAAUGGUUUUCCUUUCUAUAUCGAGUGGCAACAAUUCAGUUUUGUCGACGGAAUAUGGAAAUGGUAUCCGGAACGCGUUGCGCUUGUUGAACUGGCAGAAAAAACACUUCAUCGAAAAUCCGGAGAGAUUCACAGAUUGCUGGAACAGCCCUGUGUAGCCAAACGCCUAACCGAAAACCCGACUGUUGGGUGGCCAAGGGUGGUUUUCCUCAACAAUGUUAACUGCGUGGCGUUUUCGAUAACAGGAGCAACAAUUGGUCUUGAUAAAACACCGGUUACACUUCAAGCCAAUUUCUCGCAAUUUAUUCCUGAUACCCUUCUAAAUCUCAAUCCAUUUUCAACCACUACCUUGGGAGCGGCGUAUUGCACCGAAAGCCUCGCAAUUUCCGAUCCAAAUACUGCAGAGCCUAUGGAAGGUAGGAAACGUGGAACUGAGCUACUCCGCAACGCCAAGGGGGAGCAUGUCAUUAUAGCAAAGCAGGCCAUACUGGCACUCUUUCGCGUAGUGCGCUCGCGAACACGAGGGCCCUCAACCCCUUCCCCCCGCACAUUGAAAGAGCUUUAUCAAGCUGGUUUCAACGGCCUCAAUGCAAGGACGUGUCGAGACCUUCUAUACAAGUGGGUGGCUAUUUUGAGGGAUGCUAAAAGAUCGCUAUAUAUAGAGAGACCAAUCUGGUGGCCGGAGAACGUCAGAUACGCGAGUCCUCGCGAGCUGUAUGGCCCUGAGAUCAAAGUAGUUCUCUUCCAUCUAUUCUACGGAGAAUACGGUUAUGCUCCCCUUAGGGAAUUCUACACCGCCGGGAGAGGCAUCAGGAUGAAAGACAUAGAACAAAAGACUCUAUCAUGGGCUUUCUGUAUUCGGAGAGCUUUCAAGGGCAAUAUAAUGUUACGACUACCCGAGGGCACUACGGUCUCCCAAUAA